Messenger RNA from Sphaeroforma arctica JP610, 794 nucleotides. RefSeq lists its product as hypothetical. The record is from RefSeq and is a predicted model, not a curated record. The transcript has 4 exons. NCBI's taxonomy places the organism in Eukaryota, Ichthyosporea, Ichthyophonida. The coding region runs from base 156 to 794 and encodes 212 amino acids.
UGAGAUAUUCCAUGAUUGAACAUACAAUUAGCCCGGAGGUCCGUGAAUUUACCAUUUUAAAGUUAUAUUCGCACUCAAGGGGUAUGUGAACCGGUAUAGGACCAAGCAAACAAAAGUCUAGAUUAAACCACACUUAUAUUUACAAAACAGUUGGUAUGGUGUUAACGAAUCAGCCGCGCAAUCAGGUCGAUGUGCUGUUGCCCGACAGACCUCGCUCGGCGUUCAAAUGGGAAUUGGGGACACAAGAAAAUCAGGACGAUCCGGAAUGUCCUGAAGAGUUGCUGGAGAACAAACGACACCUCAGUCCUUGGAAUCCGACUUUCAAUGAAGCUGAUGUCAGACUUCGGAAGAAGAUGAUCCAGCAAUGGUUCAACGAAUCAAAGAAGGAGCUCUGUGACUGUGGCUGUGGAGCUGCUGUCAGUCUGAAUACCGAUUUGCACAACAAACACAACCGUGCACUCACGCCGGUAACACUCAACAGGCCACAUAUCCAACGGACCAUGUCUACAAGGAGUGUGCGUAGUGCGACCCCCACCAAUCAAAGCCGGUUCAGGCGGCAACCUCUAAAGCGGUCGAAUUCAGUCCAGGUGGUUACGGCUACGGAUGACACUGAUGAGCCCCAUGCCAUGCCACAUCAAACAAAGCAAUGGUUUGAACGCGUCGGAGGCUCGAAGAAAAAUGAUAGGGAGACGCAAUCGCUGACGGACCUGUUCGCGAGCUCGGUUGUGUUUGUAUCAGCUACCCGGCCCGGUGGCCUGCUUUACAUCGCACGCACUCCUAUUAGACGCGAAUGA